AGGUCUUAAGUGAUUCUGAGAAAAGGGCAAUCUAUGAUCAGUAUGGAGAAGAGGGCCUGAAGGGCAUGCCCCCUCCUGGUUCUGCAGGUGGAGGCGCUAAUGGUCCCGGUGAUUUCCAGUUCAAUCCUCGGAAUGCAGAAGAUAUAUUUGCUGAAUUCUUUGGGAGUAGCCCAUUCAGUUUUGCAUCCAUGGGGCAUGCAAAGUCCAUGAGGUUUCAGUCAGAAGGCCCUGGCCUCUUUGGAGGUUUCGGCGGGCCAGAGAGUGUCUUCCGGUCAUACUCUGAGGGUGUCGGAGUUGGCGGGGGCGUUCAGGCUAGGAAAGCACCAGCUGUGGAGAGCAAGUUGACAUGCAGUCUUGAAGAGCUCUACAGUGGGUCGACAAGGAAGAUGAAGAUAUCACGGAAUGUUAUUGAUGUGAAUGGGCGAAUGGUGCCCGAAUCGGAGAUAUUAUCCAUUGAUGUGAAGCCUGGGUGGAAGAAGGGGACCAAGAUCACAUUUCCUGGAAAGGGGAAUCAACAGUUCAACCAACUUCCUGCAGAUCUUGUCUUUGUCAUCGAUGAGAAGCCCCAUGAGAUGUACAAGAGGGAUGGCAAUGACCUAGUGAUUAACCAGAAGAUUUCAUUGUCAGAGGCACUUGCAGGAACCACCAUAAACCUCACCACACUAGAUGGUCGUGACCUGUCAAUCCCGGUGACUGAUGUGGUGAGCCCAGGCUAUGAGGUUGUAAUAGCAAAAGAGGGGAUGCCGAUUGCCAAGGAGCGAGGAAGGAAGGGGAACUUAAAAAUCAAGUUUGAUGUGAAGUUCCCAUCAAGGCUGACAGCUGAGCAACGAGCAAGCAUCCAACGCAUUUUGGGAGAUUAACCUGACAGCAGUUGGAAAUAGAUGUUUGUAUCUCAUCCCAUCUAUGACAAUUUUUUCUGAAUAUUUUUGAUGUUAUUUUUUUUUUUAUCCCCUUUUCAGUUCGAUAUGAUCAUUCAUCUGUAUUCUUUCCAAUUGUAAAGUGAUGGUGAUUAACCAUCUAAUCUAUUUACUGAAAAAAUUGGUAUUCUGUAUGCUAAUUUGCUGAAUGAAGAUAACUCUAUGGU
Molecule: messenger RNA, 1084 nt
Organism: Elaeis guineensis (African oil palm)
Lineage: Eukaryota; Viridiplantae; Streptophyta; Magnoliopsida; Arecales; Arecaceae
Source: RefSeq, a predicted model, not a curated record